AUGCCCGUUAUUGACACGGAAGCUUUGGCGGAGUCAGUCAUCGAGGUUCCGGAGCCGGUGGAGACUCCUACCGAGUCGGAAGUAACCGAGUACUCGGUGGCAGACCUUGAUGGAGACAUCUAUGAUGAUGAACCGACCGUUGCACCAUCGAAACCUGUCGAAUUAAAUACGGAUAGUCUCACUGCCGUAGACAUCUUCGGAGGUAUCGAACCUGAGAAGACAUUCGCCAGGUAUGAGCUUGUUGACUUCUCAGAGGAAGACACUGUUGCCGUUAUGGCUGCACGACGGGUGGAGCGUCUCGCGGCUAGCCUUGAACCUGUCCUGGCCAGGUUAGAUAUGCUCAGCAUCGGAUGA
This is a messenger RNA of Daldinia vernicosa, 354 nucleotides long. RefSeq lists its product as uncharacterized. The record is from RefSeq and is a predicted model, not a curated record. Lineage: Eukaryota; Fungi; Ascomycota; Sordariomycetes; Xylariales; Hypoxylaceae. The coding region runs from base 1 to 354 and encodes 117 amino acids. The transcript is spliced from 2 exons.